Messenger RNA from Lodderomyces jiufengensis, 1206 nucleotides. RefSeq lists its product as uncharacterized. Gene Ontology annotation, molecular function: protein binding. The record is from RefSeq and is a predicted model, not a curated record. Gene Ontology annotation, cellular component: Golgi apparatus. Lineage: Eukaryota; Fungi; Ascomycota; Pichiomycetes; Serinales; Debaryomycetaceae. The coding region runs from base 1 to 1206 and encodes 401 amino acids. Gene Ontology annotation, biological process: Golgi organization. The transcript has a single exon.
AUGUUUUCAUUUGCCAAAAAAUUAGUUGAUAGGUUUGAGGGACAUACAACAGAACCAUCUAAUGAUAUAUAUUUCAAAAAUGCUACUCAAAUAAAUAACAAAGGAUAUGCUUUACGAGUUUUAAAUGUAAUUCCUCAUUCAAUUGCACAUCAAAAAGGUUUUGAAUCUUGGUUUGAUUACAUUAUUAAAAUUAACAACCAUGAAUUACCAAUGCUUUAUCCGUCUUUAUCAAAUUACUCAUACUCGAUUAACGAAGAUGGAAGUAUCAAUUACGGAGGAAAUACAACUCCAGAACAAGCAGCAGCUAUAGAUUACGAAUUACUAGCAAAAGAAUUAUCAACAUUGGCCAAGAAUAAACAAGAAGUAAUACUUGAUGUUUGGAGUGCAAAAGGUGGAGUAUUGAGACAAAUAAGUAUAGACUUGGAUGAAUAUACCCCAUCAGAAGAAGAAGAAGCAACUGGAUAUAAAUUAUUUGAAAAUAAUUUUAAACAAAUUGGUCUCACAGUUGAAUCACAACAUUUGAAUACAUCAACUUUCGUAUGGAGAAUAUUAAACACACAUCCUGGAUCUCCAGCAUUUAGAUCACAGUUAGUACCACACUCAGAUUUUAUUAUAGGUUGUGAUUCAGCACUUGAUUCAAAUUCAAAAGGUUUAUUAAGUAAAGGUGGUGAAUCAUUACUUUCAAAUACAGUAGCAAAUUAUUAUAAUUAUCAUCAGAAUGCAAAUGGUGAUAAUGUUCCAAUAACUUUUUUUGUUUAUAAUCAUGAUUAUGACAUUUUACGUCCUGUAACUGUUAACUUAUCACGAAAUUGGGGAACUGGUCAUAAUAGAGGAAUUUUGGGGUGUGAUGUAGGUUGUGGAAUACUUCAUAGAAUACCAGAAGUUAUUGGAAAAUUUGAACAAAAUUCAAUUAUAGAUGAUGUAUUAUUUAGUCAAGAUCAAACUCAAGAAGAAUCGAUAUAUACUGUACCACCUCCAAUUACUUCAUCAAUAAAUAACCCACCGCCACCUCCAGUUGCUUCAGCUCCUCCAAAAGCUUCUGGAACAAGAAAGAAGAAACAUGUAGCUCCAACGAAAGCUGAUGGUUUAAGUGACUAUAUGAAUGAAGAAUUAGAAAAAUCUAAACAUUUGGAGGAAGCUUCAAAACCUAAAACGAAUGCAGACGAUGCUGUACCUCCACCUCCCCCACCGACUAAAGCUAGUUAG